UUUGUGAGGAUGAAGCUGGGAGUGUAAUCAGAAAUGGCGGUGCCAACAUUGAAGUUGAGGUGCUUUCCCACCGCACUCCAAUUCCACUCUAACCUUCCUUCAUUCUCCACCCUCCCCCGCCCUCUCCUCUGCCACGCCGCCACCACCGCCAACAGAAACAACAAGAGGAGUAAGAGUAAUAAUAACACUGCUCCUCCUCCUUCUUCCCCUCUUCCCAAACCACCAGCUGGAUUCGUCGUCGACCAACGCGGCAAGCUUGUCUCCGCUUCCAAGCACCGCCUUGCCACUCUCGUUGAUCCGGCAAACAAUCUUCCCUUGGAGUGUGUGGUUAGGAGAGAGUUCACCAGCUCUCAAGGCCACCAGUGCAUGCUGCUCUGCCCCGUCGACUUGCCUAUCCAAAUAUUGAGGAGUACUGGUGUUGGGUGGUCCGAUGUCGUUGAUGUGGAACUUGAAUCUAUCAUGCCUGCUGCUGCCUAUGCACUUGCCAAGAUACGCAUGUAUUUGGUUUACAGUGGAUACUGUUACACGGCUCGUGGUGGAUUUUGCUACUCAGAAGAGAACAUAUUUGACUUUCAUCCAGAUGGUAAAGAGGCAGAUGACUCACCAACUGAAGGUGUAGAAAUUACACAUUUCAGUCAGGAAGGGGAACACUACAUGAUUUAUACACCAUCUGAUCCACUUCUUUUUGUUGCUGUCAAGGAUCAAAAUGGGAUGUUGCAAAUUGCUGAUGAUGAACUUCUUGAGGAUCCAGCUGUCUCUAGCGCCAUAGAUGAAGAGACCGAAUUCAAUACCUUGGUGGAGGAAGAAGCUGCACUUCUUGACUCAUUGUUGGGUAAAAGAUAACCAGAAAGUAUAGUUUCCUCUGAAAUGCCACCAAAUUCUGCUAAGUAUAGUUUCCUCUGAAAUGCCACCAAAUUCUGCUAUUUCUAUUUUUUGUAUAGGAUCAAUUUUGUAUUGUGUGUAUGCAUGUGCUUUUUUAUGUCUAGUGCAGUAGUGCUAAUGUUAACAUGUAACAAUCCUUCUUGAGAUUUAGAUUUCAUUUGAUAUAAGCUUUAGCGCUUAAUGUGAUUAUUAUAAAGAUUGCAUGAUAUGGAGGCAAUGUAAUAUUGGACCAUUAUUCAAAUUUUAACGGCAGAAUAAAUCGUUGUCAGAGGUG
Messenger RNA from Arachis stenosperma, 1156 nucleotides. RefSeq lists its product as uncharacterized. The transcript has 10 exons. NCBI's taxonomy places the organism in Eukaryota, Viridiplantae, Streptophyta, Magnoliopsida, Fabales, Fabaceae. The coding region runs from base 34 to 843 and encodes 269 amino acids. The record is from RefSeq and is a predicted model, not a curated record.